This is a messenger RNA of Neurospora tetraspora, 1860 nucleotides long. RefSeq lists its product as uncharacterized. The record is from RefSeq and is a predicted model, not a curated record. NCBI's taxonomy places the organism in Eukaryota, Fungi, Ascomycota, Sordariomycetes, Sordariales, Sordariaceae. The transcript has 2 exons. The coding region runs from base 1 to 1860 and encodes 619 amino acids.
AUGCGGUCCCGCCAGCUCUUGAUCCUGGUGGGAACCGUCUUUAUCUUCUUCUGCAUCUACUCUCUCUUCACCUCCUCCUCGACUCUAAGCGUGGGGCAACAGAAGUUGAAAGACUCUUACCAGAAUGGCGCCCACCACCUCCCACACGACAACAUCGACUUCAAGUCCAAACCAGCCGCGAUCCGACCCCCCAAGCCAGCCCCAAAAGGCUCCCACCCAAUAUGGCAUCUGACCAUCGACGCCGAGCGCGACCUCGAAGCCAUGAAGGCCCGCCAGUCCCGUACCCUCAAGGAAGCUGUCAAGGAGUAUCGCCGACGGUACGGCCUGCCCCCGCCACCCAACUUUGACAAGUGGUGGGCUUUCGCCAGGGAACAUGAUGUCCAGCUCGUCGACGAAUUCGACAUGAUCCACGAACUCAUCACCCCCUUUUGGGGCCUCUCGCCGAGAACCAUCCGCAUGCGCGCUAAGGAAGCCCUGGGAUUCGACGGAAACGCCCUGAUUGGCCUCCAGAUCCGUGACGGCGAGAUCGUCUACGUCCGUGGCGGACAGGAGUGGCAGGUCGAGGCGACCAAGGGCAUGAUGAAGAAGUUCAAGCAAUGGCUACCGGACAUGGACCUGGCAUUUAACAUCCACGACGAGCCGCGCGUCGUAGUUCCCGCUGAAGACAUGGCGCGGCUGGUUGGGCGGGCGAAAAAUGUCAACAUGCCCGCGGCGAACAAGGGGUCUGCCUACCGAAACGACUUCACCCGCGAUCCCGACGGCGGACUCAGUCCCACCGGCAGCUUCUCCGAGGAAAAGUUCACUCGUUUCAACGUAUUCGCCCACCAGCCCACAUGGACACACUCGCGCAUGAGCUGUCCGGCCGACAGCCCUGCUCGCCUGAUCGACGAGGAGGGCGCUGACAAGCCCCAGCGUCUCGACGACGUCAGCAAGUUCGGCCUGGGCGAGCUCGGCUUCGUGUACAACUGGACGGCCAUGUCGGACGUCUGCCUCUCCCCUUCGCUCUCUACCACCUUCGGCUUCUUCGACCGGCCCAACGCUUACAACGUCGUGCACGACCUCUUCCCCAUCUUCUCGCAGAGCAAGAUCUCCUCGUACGCCGACAUCCUAUACCCUUCCCCCUGGUACUGGUACGAAAAGGUUCCCUACGAAGAGGGCAAGGACCCGCUCUGGGAUGACAAGGCCAACCAGCUGUACUGGCGCGGCUCGACGACGGGCGGCUUCUCGCGCAACGGGGGGUGGCGCCGCCAGCACCGGCAGCGCUUCGUGCAGAAGAUCAACGAGCGCGACACCGCGAAGGUGCUGGUCAACAAGGGCAAGAACGAGCAGAACCCGGACUGGGUGGUCAGCGAGGUGUCGCGGUCCGACUACCGCAACAUUGUCGACGUGUUCUUCUCGCACAUCGGCCAGUGCGACCCGGGCGACUGUGAUGCGCAGCGCGAGUUUUUCGAGGUCAAGUCGUACGCCGAGCAGGUGGACGCGUUCAAGUACAAGCACGUUUUGGACAUUGACGGCAACGCGUUUUCGGGCCGGUUCUAUGCGUUCCUCAAGAGCAGGAGUCUGGUGUACAAGUGGGCGAUUUUCAGGGAGUGGCAUUAUGAGUGGCUGAAGCCGUGGGCGCACUUCAUCCCGCUGAGCACGCAGGGGGAGGACUGGUUGGAGACGGUAAGGUUCUUCAGCGAGGAGAGCGCGACGGUUAGUCAGGGGACGAAGGAGGCCGAGCGCGUGGCGAUUCAGGGAAGGGAGUGGGCGAAUAAGGUGUUGAGGCAUGAGGAUAUGGAGGUGUGGUUCUUUAGGUUACUCUUGGAAUACGGCCGUGUUAUUGACGACAACAGAGAGAACAUCGGCUUCCUUCCAUGA